Cyphellophora attinorum is the source of this 300-nucleotide messenger RNA. Its product is annotated as U6 snRNA-associated Sm-like protein LSm8. Gene Ontology annotation, cellular component: precatalytic spliceosome; U6 snRNP; U4/U6 x U5 tri-snRNP complex. NCBI's taxonomy places the organism in Eukaryota, Fungi, Ascomycota, Eurotiomycetes, Chaetothyriales, Cyphellophoraceae. Gene Ontology annotation, biological process: mRNA splicing, via spliceosome. Gene Ontology annotation, molecular function: RNA binding. Bases 1 to 300 code for a protein of 99 amino acids. The record is from RefSeq and is a predicted model, not a curated record. The transcript is spliced from 2 exons.
AUGUCGCUUUCCACCUAUAUCAAUCAGAAGGUGCUAGUCAUAACCGUCGACGGACGAACACUGGUGGGCACUCUCAUCUCUUGCGAUCAGGUCACCAACAUCGUUCUCAGCGAUACGAUCGAGCGCAUCAUACGACCGGCAGACGAUGACGAACCAAGCAUGGAGCAAGAGCACGGCUUGUUUCUCGUGCGCGGUGAUAACAUCACAGUGUGCGGGCCCGUCGAUGAGGAGCUGGACAAGAGCAUAGAUUGGACCAAAGUACGGGGGGAGCCGAUUGGGACUACGAGGCACGAUACGUGA